AUGAAGGUGGAUCUCUGUGGACGACAGAUCCCACAUGCACGGGUGACAUCAUUGGAUGUUGUUUACGUAUGUCAUCGAUGCAAAAUGAUGCUUGCAUGUACUUUACGGUACAGAGUGAUUGUCAUUCAUGUACUAAUCAAAACAGAGUGUGAGUGA
Messenger RNA from Plasmopara halstedii, 156 nucleotides. RefSeq lists its product as uncharacterized. The coding region runs from base 1 to 156 and encodes 51 amino acids. NCBI's taxonomy places the organism in Eukaryota, Oomycota, Peronosporomycetes, Peronosporales, Peronosporaceae. The transcript is spliced from 2 exons. The record is from RefSeq and is a predicted model, not a curated record.